GAUAACCGCCGGCGGCGGCGGCGGAUUCCCGGUCGGCCAGGCAGGGAGCCAGGAGCCGGCCGACAGCUUAACGCCUAAGGCACUGCUCGGCUCCUUCGACUUUGUCCGCCCUCCGCGGUCUCUACCUUUUUGCGGUGAAGUUACCUUUGGGUUUCUAGACCUUGGGGUCUGAGGCCCAGACUUGGGGUGAACUUCUAACCCACCUCUCGUUUUUUCCCUUAAUCGUCUUUUGUGCUGCUCAGGUUUUUCGCCUUUGAGCUGGUUUGCUAGGCCGUGCUUUGAAGCCAGCUCUGAACGGUAAAGGUAACUGUGGGGAAAGCGGCCCCCCAGUGGACAUAGACGGAGGCAGGAACCUCCGUUAAUUAGACUAGGCAGAUAAGGGGGGGGCUGAGCAAAGGGGCCAAAAACAAUACUGCGGAUUUAGAAGGCACUGGAAAGAACUUGUUGCAAGAUGGAAGAAUCUGACUCUGAGAAAACGAUGGAGAAAGAAAAUUUGGGGUCAAGAAUGGAUCCUCAACUAGGGGAACCGGAAGGAUCUCUAGGGUGGGCGCUACCAAACACAGUCAUGAAGAAAAAGGUGCUGUUGAUGGGUAAAAGCGGGUCUGGUAAGACCAGCAUGAGAUCUAUUAUCUUUGCAAAUUAUAUUGCCAGAGACACACGUCGCCUUGGUGCAACAAUACUAGACCGUUUACAUAGUCUUCAAAUUAAUAGCAGUUUGAGCACCUACUCUCUCGUAGACUCUGUUGGAAAUACAAAGACAUUUGAUGUAGAACAUUCUCAUGUUCGAUUUCUGGGAAACCUGGUGUUGAACCUGUGGGACUGUGGUGGGCAAGACACCUUCAUGGAAAAUUAUUUUACUAGCCAAAGGGACAACAUUUUCCGAAAUGUUGAGGUUCUGAUUUAUGUCUUCGAUGUGGAGAGCCGUGAACUGGAGAAGGACAUGCACUAUUACCAGUCAUGUCUGGAAGCCAUUCUGCAGAACUCACCAGAUGCCAAAAUCUUUUGCUUGGUGCACAAAAUGGAUCUGGUACAGGAAGAUCAACGGGAUCUGAUUUUUAAAGAGCGAGAAGAAGAUCUGAGGCGUUUGUCUCGCCCCUUGGAGUGCUCCUGCUUCCGGACAUCUAUCUGGGAUGAAACUCUCUAUAAGGCUUGGUCCAGCAUUGUUUAUCAGCUGAUUCCCAACGUUCAGCAGCUGGAAAUGAAUCUAAGGAAUUUUGCUGAAAUUAUUGAAGCAGAUGAAGUUCUUCUCUUUGAAAGAGCUACGUUUCUGGUGAUUUCUCACUAUCAGUGUAAAGAGCAGCGGGAUGCCCAUAGAUUUGAAAAAAUCAGCAAUAUUAUUAAGCAGUUCAAGCUGAGCUGCAGCAAAUUGGCUGCCUCUUUCCAGAGCAUGGAAGUUAGGAAUUCUAAUUUUGCUGCUUUCAUUGAUAUCUUUACAUCCAACACUUACGUGAUGGUUGUGAUGUCAGAUCCAUCCAUUCCUUCUGCAGCUACUCUGAUCAACAUCCGCAAUGCCAGGAAACACUUUGAAAAGCUGGAAAGAGUGGAUGGACCAAAGCAGUGUCUUCUCAUGCGUUAACCAUUGUUGAAUACUGUUUUACACACACACACACACACACACACACACACACACACACACACACACACAAAUUGAAGCGCUACUUCUUAACUAAUCUUAAGGCUGUAAACAUGUAUAUGUAGGCUCUAAAAUGUUGUGAUGCUUACCACUCUGUAUUUCUUCUCUACACCCAAGUAUUAACAUUUAAUCUCGAAUGCUAUUUCCUCAAGUAGCAAGUGCAGAAUUAGAAGAUGCGCUUUCCAUAAAGUCAGUGUAACAUAAAAGCAGGUGAUAUGUAAGUGUUCUAGCUUCUGGCAGUGUUUACGUGUUACAAUGAUCUCCUUCUAGUGGUAGUAGUAGUGUGUCAAAGCCUAUUUCAGUAUCGUCUGGUACUCCCUGUCAGAUUCCCUAAGAUUGGAGUAUGACUGUUUUCUCAGCAUGUACUAGAAAUAUUCCUUAAGCUCAAAUCUGAAUAAACUUUUGCUGUUAGGCA
Ochotona curzoniae (black-lipped pika) is the source of this 2048-nucleotide messenger RNA. RefSeq names its product Ras related GTP binding B (gene RRAGB). The transcript has 11 exons. Bases 452 to 1576 code for a protein of 374 amino acids. The record is from RefSeq and is a predicted model, not a curated record. Lineage: Eukaryota; Metazoa; Chordata; Mammalia; Lagomorpha; Ochotonidae. Gene Ontology annotation, biological process: regulation of autophagy; positive regulation of TOR signaling; cellular response to amino acid stimulus. Gene Ontology annotation, cellular component: Gtr1-Gtr2 GTPase complex; lysosome; nucleus. Gene Ontology annotation, molecular function: GTP binding; GTPase activity.